GCCACCUUUCUACAUCGGUUUUGCACACGCCUCUUCUUGCGCAAAACUCGAUGGAACUGAGCCAAUGGCAAGACGGGCGUCAGGCCUUGCAACCAGCAGCUGAACUGCAUGAUUAUCAGCGUGUGCAGCGGUUCUGCAUGUCAGCCAGCGCAACCCUGGCUCUUUUGCUGGCCGCCCGUGGCAUCGUGUCCCAGGUCUUUGACACUGGCGAGCUCAACCCCGAGCCGCUGUCAGUGUCUCCCACGCCGUCAACGCGGCUUGAGACGCCAGUUGCUUUGCCUUGGCCGGCGCCCGUCGUGUCAUCAGCUCCAUCCCAGGUGCAGGCGCUCCACCAGCUGCCGCUGGUGCAGGGUUGCCGAAACUGCUGCAGCGAGGAUGACCGCAACGCGCCUUGUCUAGAUGUUGAGUCCUGUGCAGCCGCAGGCCCGGCAAAAGGACACUACGCGAUGGCGUUGAGCCACUGGGGAAGGCCCAGCGAGGGCAUGCUGGGCUCCAUCAAGUCUAUGCGCGCUGCUGCAGAUCUCCUUGGCCAGACUGACCUGAUUAUGGUCAUGCUGAAAUCUGAUGCUGAGAGUAUGACACCCAGAAUUGAGAAACUCUUCCAGAAGUGGGGCAUCAAGCUUCACACCGUGGAUUGGGAUGUACCUCCAGACAUGAAACAUCAUCCAAAGACAGACUGGUGCGGGCACCAGGACCUCAUCCGCCUGCACGUCCUUGGACUGGAAGGCUACGAUGCCGUGGCAUACUUUGAUGGGGACUGCGAGUUCCAGGGCGACAUCACUCCGAUGAUGCGCUGCGCAGCCUCCGGGAAGUUUCUGAGCACCUCCGGCGGCAUGGGUGAGGCGCUCAACGUGGGGUUCUUCGCCACACGCCCCGACCGGAGACUGGUCCAAGCCGCGGUUUUCUUUGCCAGGGAGAAUGCAUAUGACCACGACACUGGCUGGGGUGGUGCUGGAUGGGCACCCAACGGGGGGUACUACGUGGGAGGCGAGUGUGGUCAAGGCUUCUUCUACACCUUGUUCUACAGGAAGUCAGAAGGCAGCCGGCGAGCUCUGCAGAGCGUGGGGCUGUGGGAGAGCUUUCAGUCCGCGCAGUUGGACCGCUGCAUCUGGAAUUACCAGACCGACAGCUCUUGCGUGGAAGACCUAGACUGCCGCCAUGUCAGGGUUCACCACAAGCCCACACGCGAGCGGGGGUCUGAAAGAGAGUGCGACAAGCUGAAGUUCAGGAAGCGCCGCGAGAAGCUCCUGCUGCAGCAGUAUGCGUCCCGGCCGCCGCCCAGCGAACAGGAGCUUCGUUGGGCCAAAGAAGGCCACUUGCUGAAGCACUCUGCUGGGCUUUGUUUACGCCCGGUGGAGGAGGGCGAGACUACACUGAUGCUGCUGAGUUGCGCCUUCCCGCCUGAGGACAAUUUCCGAAUCGUGCCGCAGGGCAGCAAGACGGAAUUCGUGCUGCUGAAGCAAAACGGCAAGUGUGCGCACAGCGAGGGCGACGAGGACCCGGAGAUGAUGCCGAAAGAGCCAAAGGUAGCUUUCCCUGUGAGCUGCGAGAUGGCCGCGGCGAAGUUCCGGAAGUUGCCGUCCAAGGCUGUGCCGGGCGGCUUCUUGCUUCGCCACGAGACUGGCAGCUGCAUACAUCCUUACGAAGGCCAAGAAGAUCCCAGACCGAACACGGACCUGAUCUUGCACUCCGAUUGCAACCAAGACCGGAAAGCCUUGACGUUCAUCGAGGACGCGUAGUCCAACUUUGCGGCCUGGAUCGUCCACGACAGCCAAGAUUCUCGACAGCCGUCCCCGUCCACCGCCAAGAUUCCCUUCGAGGAAGAGGUCAUGGAGCCGUCAGAGAACUUGGAGAGCCAUACAGCGCAUGCAGCUAAUCGUCAACGUAUGCUCAAAAAGCGGAGCGAUCAGGAGUUUUUUGGAAAGGGGAUUGCGUCAUAUGAAGAGUGAGCAUGUAUGGCG
Messenger RNA from Effrenium voratum, 1961 nucleotides. The record is from the annotation of a GenBank genome assembly. NCBI's taxonomy places the organism in Eukaryota, Dinophyceae, Suessiales, Symbiodiniaceae.